AUGUCUGACAGUGGGGAUAGUGAUGUUUCUUGGAUAUUCUAUAAGGAUCGACCAGAAUGGAGCGACCUUACUCCAGUGCCCGAGAACGAUGGUCCAAAACCUGUAGUCGUAAUUGCACAUUCUGAAAAAUUUGAAGACGUCUAUGACUAUUUCCGGGCCAUCCUACAAAAUAACGAAAAAUCUGAACGUGCUCUUCAAUUGACUAAAGAUGCGGUGGAACUCAAUCCAGCAAACUAUACUGUUUGGCAAUAUAGAAGAGACUUGUUGCAAGCAUUGGGUACAGAUUUAAAAUCUGAACUAGAUUAUGUAGAAGCAGUAAUAAAGCAGUCACCAAAAAAUUAUCAAGUGUGGCAUCAUAGACGAGUUCUUGUGGAAUGGCUCAAGGAUUCAAGUUUAGAGUUGGAACUGACGCGCGAUGCAUUGCUGCAGGAUCCUAAGAACUACCAUGCUUGGCAACACCGUCAAUGGGCAAUAAAAACGUUUGGCUUGUUUGAUAAAGAAAUGGAAUUUGUGGACAAUCUUAUAUCUGAAGAUGUUCGCAACAAUUCAGCGUGGAAUCAACGUUACUUUGUAAUGAACAAUCAUCACGGCUGGACUGAUAUGAAUGUACAAAAAGAAAUUUGUUAUACUUUAGAAAAAAUCAAGUUUGUGAAGAACAAUGAGAGUGCAUGGAAUUAUUUACGAGGUGUAUUAUUACAUGAUAAGAAAGGAAUAAGUGGUAACACUAUAGUCACAUCCUUUUGUGAAGAGUUAUAUCUGAACAAAUGUCGUUCACCUUAUCUAUUAGCAUUUCUAAUAGAUAUCUGUGAAGAAGCAAUUAAAAAGGAAGAGACAAAUUCUUUGUAUAACGCGCAAAGAGCCUUAGAGCUUUGUCAGUCUUUAGCAACGAAAUAUGAUAAAAUUAGAAGCAAGUACUGGAACUUUAUUGGUGAAAAGUUUCGUAAAUAUCAAAAAAGUGAAAAUAUAUAA
Messenger RNA from Parnassius mnemosyne (clouded apollo), 969 nucleotides. NCBI's taxonomy places the organism in Eukaryota, Metazoa, Arthropoda, Insecta, Lepidoptera, Papilionidae. The record is from the annotation of a GenBank genome assembly.